Messenger RNA from Maniola jurtina (meadow brown), 2013 nucleotides. Its product is annotated as organic cation transporter protein-like. Gene Ontology annotation, cellular component: membrane. Gene Ontology annotation, molecular function: transmembrane transporter activity. The transcript is spliced from 6 exons. Bases 1 to 1686 code for a protein of 561 amino acids. Gene Ontology annotation, biological process: transmembrane transport. Lineage: Eukaryota; Metazoa; Arthropoda; Insecta; Lepidoptera; Nymphalidae. The record is from RefSeq and is a predicted model, not a curated record.
AUGGCAGCGGAAAAAACUGCAAAACUAGAUGUUAGUGAGUCAAUCAAAGAAUCACCGAAUAGAAAAGUGAAUUUAGAUAACAUUUUGGUUGAAGAAAUAGGCCAGUUCGGGAGAUAUCAGAUCAGAACUUUAACUCUGACAGUCGUGGUCAUGAUAUUUGUGGCGUGGGCUGCCACGGAGUACAUCUUCACCACGGCGAGGAUUGCAACCAGAUGUCUUAUCCCAGAGUGUGAGGGUUCGGAAGCUGCCGAAUUCUCUCCUGCAUGGAUAUCAAAUGCUGUGCCGGCGAAUGGAGGCUCCUUUGACGAUUGUUUUCGCUUUGACUCUAUCAAUGAGACUAUCAGAAGUAAUGUAAUGUGCCCUGCAGAAUGGUUUAACCGAGAAAAGGCCGUCAGAUGCGCUGAAUAUGUGUAUGAAAACACAAACACUGUUGUUUAUGAUUACGGAUUGGCAUGUGAUGAAUGGCAUCGAGCAUUCAUCGGCACGGCACGAACCUUCGGUGUCUUCUUGGCCCUCCCCAUCGUGGGGUUCACGUCUGACCGCUGGGGUCGCCGGUUCGCGCUCAGCCUGAACGCCGUCAACACGGCGUGGCUGGGCACCGUACGUUACUGGGCAGAUACUUACUACGGUUUUGUAAUUUCUGAGAUCGUUGAAGCUGCAUUCGGAGCUGGCGUCUUCUCCUGUGCCUAUAUUUUAGUUAUGGAACUAGUUGGGCCGGAAUACCGAGUCGCCGCGGGAGCGAUGAUCAACACUUCCUUCUCAAUCGGUCAAGUCCUUAUGGCACUUAUGGCUUCGGUCGUCCCUAACUGGAGAACUUUGACUCUCGCUCUUUUUGUACCACAAUUCAUAACUAUUUCGUACUUUUGGAUUAUGUCCGAGUCUGUUCGAUGGUAUUUGAGUAAGGGUCGUUAUAAAGAUGCUGCAGAAUUUCUCAAAAACGUGGCUCGAGUAAAUAAUCGUCAACUGUCGGAUCGCUCGCUACAGGCGUUGAAAGAAAAUGCAGAAGCUGAGAAAAUACGAAUGGCUUCAGAGAAAGAAAUGAAAGCACAGGAACCUUGGCUGAUAGUACUAGUAUUUCGGAACAAAGCGAUCCUCACAAGAUGUUGCAUAUCGCCAGUGUGGUGGUUCACGAGCGCUCUGGUUUAUUACGGCAUGACGAUCAAUGCAGUGAAUAUGUCUGGCGAUCGAUAUUUUAAUUACAUGGCAGUGGCUGCAGCAGAAAUUCCCGGAUACUGGAUAGCUGUAGUGCUAAUGGCUAGAAUCGGCAGGAAGCCUGUUCUUAUUGGCGCCUAUUGGAUAUGUGGCGCUUGUCAAUUGGGAUAUAUUUUCUUGCCUCAAAAUAUGUUUGCCCUGUCCUUGAUGGUGUACCUGACCGGCAAGCUCAGCAUAGCAGUCGUGAUGAUGUCCUUGUACAUAUACACCUCUGAGAUCUACCCCACUCGAUACAGACACACUCUAUUCGCCUUCUCGUCUAUGAUCGGACGAAUAGGUUCCAUGGUUGCUCCACUCACUCCAGCAUUUGGUGCAGCGCUUUUUGAAAAUUUCCCAUCGGCGUUGUUCUGCGGAUUGUCCGUACUGUCUGGUGCUUUAGUGCUCCUAGCCCCAGAGACCCUCGGCACCAGGCUCCCUGACACCAUGGAGGAGGCUACUGUGAUUGGCGAGAAGAAAACUGAGCAUCGUGUGUAAUUAUUUAAGUGGGCAAAUCUCAUCUCACGAUCUGUGUUAUUCAGAAAAUAGUUAUUAUACAUUGUAGCUGUCAUACUAUUUCAAUCGAUUGACAGUGUCAGUUCGUUACACACCUUCUGAUGGAUUUGAGGAGACCCGUUCUCAGUAGUGGACCGGCGAUGGGCUUGAUGAUUAUGGUGUUUUAAUUUUUCCAGUUUUACCUGCGAUAGACUUUCCAUCGAUCUAUCUAUCGAUAGAAAGUCUAUGUAGGUAAAAUAAUUCUGCAAACUGAUCUGAUGCUAUAUACUUUUUAGUAUUUUUCAACAGUUAUCAACAUUUUGUUUUGGA